This is a messenger RNA of Histoplasma capsulatum G186AR, 3158 nucleotides long. RefSeq lists its product as uncharacterized. Gene Ontology annotation, molecular function: transcription coregulator activity. The record is from RefSeq and is a predicted model, not a curated record. Bases 273 to 2534 code for a protein of 753 amino acids. NCBI's taxonomy places the organism in Eukaryota, Fungi, Ascomycota, Eurotiomycetes, Onygenales, Ajellomycetaceae. Gene Ontology annotation, biological process: regulation of transcription by RNA polymerase II. Gene Ontology annotation, cellular component: mediator complex. The transcript is spliced from 2 exons.
CACAAGCUUUGCGCAGUACCUAAUUUUACUAAAGACGCCCCCGAAAAUGAUUUCAUGGAUUUGUUUUGACUCUGGUUACGAUUGAGCCGUAACUCUUUGAUUGCCGAGGAAGCCCGAUCUGAAUCAAUCAGAGCUGUGAUUUUUCCAGCCAUAGCGGCUUCUACAGCUGUAUUAAAAGCACUAUUUAUGUUACUAGGCAAUCUCAAUCCAGUUUGUGGCGGGUUCGCGCCGACUCAAAUCUGCUUGUUGGACGGGGACCCAUCAUCAUUAUCAUGGCCACCCCGUCAUCCAGGCACAACCCUGGGCAAACGCCUCACCCAACCUCAUCACCUCAUCCAUCAGCAGUGCCCAUGGGCCGUCCUCUUUCCCACAAGUCCCCUUCUAUUAGGACGCCUUCUGCUUCUGGCCAUGGACACCACCCCAGUAUUUCUUCACACCAGUAUCCGACCCCCAUGGCUGCCCCUACCUCGGUGGAGGAUGCUGUUGCAUUCAGCUCACCAUCGGCGCUGCUGGCUCUUGGCUUGGGCGGUAUCACGCCAUCUCCUGCAGGGAACGAUGCUCUAACCGGGCCAGGGAUCAACGAAAACGGCAUCCAUUCAAUGGGGAUGUCGGCCUUGGGUAUGGGCGGCCCAAGGGACACUGAUGAAGAGAAAGCUCGCCGAAUGGAAGAGGUGAUCCGUCUGCUGAGAACUCGUGUUUCUGGAAGAGGCAUAUGCCGUGAAGGUGUGGAGAGGCUAGGGAAGUUUGAGGGCUUCGAAUGUAUGUGGCAAGAAAAUAUACUAAGCAUUGCCGGGAACCUUGUGGAUUUGGAGAUCCAGUUUGAAGAUGGGUCGGAGAACGUUAAAGAUGUCAGCUUAAAGUAUACUACUCCAAGUAUCGUGGAAGGGGAAAGACGAGUAGAGGCUACUGCGGUACUAAAGCGAGAUCUAAUGCAGACUGUUGGGAAGGAUGAAGAGAUUCCCUGGAAAAGCCUUGAUGCGUUCCAUUCCAAUUUACAUAGGCUAGCCAAAUUGGAUCGGCUCAGUCGAGAGAUCAACUGCUUUGAAGCAGUCGAAGGACUGUACAAGAGUUUGAACCGACUAUGGGAAGGUGAAUUAAGCCGAUAUCCAGGGAGGGGCCAUUAUGAGCAUGUUUGCACGAGCCAGGUGGGCCAUCCCGGGAUCCACCAAGACGGCCGGAUUGGUCUGAGCCUCCAAUAUUGGGUUGAGCAAAGACAGACUUUGGAUUCAAAUCGGAAUGGCCGUCCGAAUGCCAUGAAUAUUGAUCAACCCACCCCAGACGAUCGAAAGCCGGCUCCUGCCAAGAUACAUAAGACAUGGAGAGCAGCGAUCGAGUGUGAAGAAGGCUAUCCAUCAUUACGAGUGUCUAAGGAAUGGAUCGCGGCCGAACUUUUUACAACUAUGAAUAACGGGGAGUCCUCUUUAGCCGCCGACGGGAACGACUCUGAGAUUUUGUUAGUCAACUGGAUUGACCCUCCUGCCACCCUCGUCAGCAACCCAAACGAUGUUCCUCUCGAUUCUACUGCCUUAGGUACUACGACACCAAAUCGGCGUUUCGUUGCGCGCUUGGAACCUCCUAUCGAUAUGCCUAUAAUCGCAGCAGCGGAAGUAUACAGGCUACUUGGGAUGAACAUGCCCGUGGAGCCCAAAACGGUUACAUAUGAUGGACUGGUAGUUCCUCUGCCAAACUUAGCUUCGACAGGAGACGGUCAAGACGAUAAUAGUUUGGCAGCGUCCAACGGAAGAAUUCAUGAAAAAGUUGUGUAUAGCUUUGACGACGAUUGCCAACCGAGAAAACACCGGCAUAUAUACACUUUCCACCCCUUUGAGCAUAUUGUCGGACGCACCAUACGUGAUCUUCCGUUUUCUCACCCUCGGCAGUUGGCUGAUGUUCUUCCUAUCCUACGCCAGUACGCACUAUUGUCUAGCCUCCUUCACAGAGUAUUUGUUGGCCAAAACAACCAAACUGUCAGGUCGAGCAAAUCUCCCUCAGCCCACUCGGUGAUCUCAGCCUCGCCAAACCAGACGUCCAAGUCUGACGUCACGUUUAUAACCAAUAUCAGCCCUACAGUAUCCAAACUGAACGCUAUGCUUUCGCGUGACGAUUCCAAGCAUGUUAUCGAGAGAAGCAACGGCAUUGAUUCUCAUGUUAACGCGCCUUUUCCCCCUGCGCCGGCAACUGAUGACCGGAAAAUAGACAUAUCUUUACGAACUCCGAUAUUAGGGCCACCAUCCUUAAUGCUAUUAUUCAACGCGCCUAAGAGAGGGCCAAAUGCGUCCAUGGAAAACCCGACGACGAUAACAAUCAAUAUAGAUAUCGGACUCAAUGGUAACAUCACGGUCUCACGGGUUGGUGGAAUGUGGGAUGACGUAAGCGACAGCACAGAAGGACCCUUGAACGAUAUAUCCAGAACAGAAUCGCCGCACCUCCACCAAAGCCUCGCCAGGGUGCUGCAGAUAUCUGAGGAUUUUGGCAUCCUGGUCGAAUGGGUAUUGAAAUGGAUGCGGAAUCAUGAAGACCAUACCAAUCGCUGAUUCAAGCAAGCAACGAUACAAGGAGUGACCGCUAAUUAUGCUAUCCGUGUCACAGGCGACGUCACCACCUUCCAGAUGGGCGAAAACAUUCACACUUUCAAUUUCAAUCUGCACACAUACCCACAAAACAUUGAAAUGGACUACAGUCAGGCUAAUAACCUACUGUGUCUGUGCAUAUGCGAUCUAGAUAGAAGGCCGUGUCGAAAAAUGAUAAAUACGUCUUUCAAUACUCCACCUCAUUCUAGGCUCAACAACUGCUGCUGUAGGAUCCCCACCCACGAGUUCGCGCCGCAACUCCUACCAUCUCCAAUCCCAAAGUAGAAUUUGCCUCCACCAAUAUGAAGCUUAAAACAAAUUCGCACACAGCGUUUUGCUGAAAACAGAAAUCCCCUCCCUAUCUGAGUGGGACGCACUGCUGGGGUCGGUCUUUUUCCGGUGGAACUGGUGGCGAAUCGAUGAUGGAUUGAUUGCGACGAAUUGCCAUGUGGGGUGAAAAACGGCCGUUGCCUUCGGAAAGCCGAAGAUAAUGUAUUGAGACAAGAUAUUUUUGCAUGUAUAUAAUCUACUCGCAACGGCGCUCACACAGCUAUAAGAUCUAUCUAUCUAUGCAGUUAUCAAUUCUCC